Scylla paramamosain (green mud crab) is the source of this 5746-nucleotide messenger RNA. RefSeq names its product nuclear hormone receptor FTZ-F1-like. Bases 534 to 2309 code for a protein of 591 amino acids. Gene Ontology annotation, molecular function: nuclear receptor activity; RNA polymerase II cis-regulatory region sequence-specific DNA binding; zinc ion binding. The record is from RefSeq and is a predicted model, not a curated record. Gene Ontology annotation, biological process: tissue development; hormone-mediated signaling pathway; regulation of transcription by RNA polymerase II. NCBI's taxonomy places the organism in Eukaryota, Metazoa, Arthropoda, Malacostraca, Decapoda, Portunidae. Gene Ontology annotation, cellular component: RNA polymerase II transcription regulator complex. The transcript is spliced from 7 exons.
GUGGCGAGGAGCGACGGUGGGUGUGUGUGUGUGUAUGUGUGUGUAUGAGCCGCGCGCACACGCACUCACGCACACACCCCUCCCGCUGGCGCACACACACACACACACACACACAUACACACACACACAUGUACAGGGGUGGGGGAGUGAGGGGCGGGGGAGGGAGAGGGGAGACAGACGCACGCACGCUGGUUACCUCAGUGCUAACAUAGACCCCGUUACGGCUCGGCAAUGUAGGCCAGCCAGGAGAUCUAACUUUCACUCUUACUGAGCGAGCGUGCCGGAGCGGGUGGCCAGUUGUAGCCCGCCCAGCAGUGAAUGUGAACCCCCGCCAUGUGUUCUGCCUUGGCUCUCAGUGCAACUCGCAGCCCUUAACAGUGCAACAGUGAUCCCACACUUGGAGUCUUGGCCGCCCAAGUGUUAACGUGUAACAGCAACAGUCAGUCCACGCGGUGAGCUGCGGCCACCUCGCUGUGCCGUGCCGUGCCGUGCCGUGCGUGCCGCUGCCUGUAUACCGUGCCGUGUCUGUGAGGAUGCUUUCAGAGAUGGAGCUUCCCAUAUCAGUUCAGAACUUUAAUUUGUCUCCACAGUUCGGUCAGCUUACAAUCUCCGCCGCGCCCAUGACUGUGGACAUGGGCGGCGCGGGUGUGGGUAUAGCCAGUAGUGCCUUGUCGCCCACUUACACGCACAUUACUAGCGUGGGCGCCGGGGGCAACCCUACAGUGUCCACUAACACCACCUCCAGCGUGAACACCAACAACAACCUGCUCACGCCCACACUAAUGGACUCUGGUCUCUUUUCUGGUGUAGCGACGACCACACUGGACUACACCUCCCUUGCAGACAUGCCCGAUACUAAGGAGGGCAUCGAGGAGCUGUGCCCGGUGUGUGGGGACAAGGUGUCUGGCUAUCACUACGGCCUCCUCACCUGCGAGUCCUGCAAGGGUUUCUUCAAGAGGACGGUUCAAAAUAAGAAGGUUUAUACGUGUGUGGCUGAUCGUUCCUGCCAAAUAGAUAAGACGCAGAGGAAGAGAUGCCCGUACUGCAGGUUCCAGAAGUGCUUAGAGGUUGGCAUGAAGCUUGAAGCCGUGCGGGCGGACCGCAUGAGGGGCGGCCGCAAUAAGUUCGGCCCCAUGUACAAGCGUGACCGCGCCAGGAAGCUGCAGCUGCUGCGCCAGCGUCAGCUGUCCCACCCCGGCAGCCUGCUGUCCGGGGGCCGGCCCCCCACUACCUCGGGCAUCGCCAUCAGCUACUCCUCGCCGGGGUACUCCUCGGCGCAAGCCUCGCACGUCCACAUCAAGGAGGAGAUCCAGAGUCCCUUCCUGUCCUCGUCCACGUCCUCGCCAGACUCGUCGCCCUCGCCCAUGCCGGGCCUGGGCGGCCUCGUGGCGGGCUCCAGCGGCGUGAGCGGCCUGGUAGCGUCCGGCCCCGUGGCGCCCAUCAUCGCCGGGCCAGACCCCAGCCUGUGGACAACCAACACUCAAUCCAACGCCGCCGCCUCUGUCACUACCGCCGCGCCGCCCUCGGGAGGCGUUGGCGGCGGGGGUGGCGGCGGAGGGGGCGGGGGCGGAGGAAGGACGGUGGCAGCGGGUGGCCCCAGGAUCCCUCUGAUCAUCCGGGAGCUGGUGGAAACCGUGGACGACCAGGAGUGGCAGAGCUCCCUCUUCUCGCUGCUGCAGAACCAGACGUACAACCAGUGCGAGGUGGACCUGUUCGAGCUCAUGUGCAAAGUGCUUGACCAGAACCUCUUCGCGCAGGUGGACUGGGCCAGAAACUCCUGCUACUUUAAGGAUCUCAAGGUUGAUGAUCAGAUGAAACUCCUACAACACUCUUGGUCUGAUCUGCUGAUUCUCGACCACCUACACCAACGUAUACAUAAUAGACUUCAGGACGAGACCACACUGCCAAAUGGUCAGAAGUUCGACCUGCUUUCCCUGGCUUUGCUCGGGACCACACAGUUCGCUGACCGUUUCCACGCCGUCCUCAGCAAGCUCAUUGACCUCAAGUUCGACGUUCCAGAGUAUAUUUGCCUCAAGUUCCUUAUUCUCCUUAAUCCAGCAGAGGUGAGGCUGCUGAGUGACCGGCGCUCAGUCAGCACGGCACAUGAACAGGUCAAACAGGCGCUUAUGGAGUACAUCACCAACGUUCAUCCUGAGGACACGGAGAAAUACCAGAAGAUGAUGGAGCUUCUACCCGAACUCCACUUCAUUGCCGACAAUGGCGAAAAAUACCUUUACUUCAAGCACAUAAACGGUGCCGCACCCACGCAGACUUUGUUAAUGGAAAUGCUGCACACUAAACGGAAAUAAGAGGAGGUGGCAAACUUUCAACUCUCAGCCGUCCAGUGCGCCACAUGUGUAGAGAGGGUGGAAAACAAAGUCUUUGGUCACCGGAGCAGGUGGGAAGGUCCUGGGUCAGUGCAGUGAGUACACCAGCGUGACCAGCCAGCCUGCCAGCCUGCCAGCCUGCCAGCCUACCAGCCUGCCACAGUCUGCUACAGUCAAGUAGCUACUGGCAUCUGCUGCAGCUCAGGGACAAGGGUUCCUGGGCAGCGCGGAAGCAGCUGUGCAACACUGCCCAUCCCUUACAAACAAGCUGAGGACUAAGCUUCAUGUUGUCUGUGGUGACAAUGUAGAGGAGGAUCUGUCUAACCAGCAACCCACUCACUGUCAAGGUAGUUCAAAAUUGCUGAGUGUCAACUGGAUGGAGACACCCUCAUCCACCACCACCACCACCACACCACCACACCACCACCACCACCACCACCACCACUCCACUGUUGCAGGCAUCCAAAUAGUGUAGUGCUGUGCUAGUCAAACCCUGUGAGGGGUGGAGACGUUGCUCCUAAACCUGCCCGACGCCAGACUGUCAUCUGUGGUGCUAAGUAGCUCCGGGAUGCCCUGAGGUACAAGAGUAGUGGAGUGGCCUUGAGCAAUGGACGAGACGGGUGGCCAGUGUGUGGCUAGUGCUGUGUGGCCCCUCCCUCCCUCCCUCCCUCCCUCCCUUGUUUCAUUUGUUACCAGAAGCACUCAUGGUGCAAUCAGGACUAAUAUUAGCAAGUUGAGGCUCUCAAGUGCAGACCAGUCAGUGGUGCGCUACUCUCACUAAACGAUAUUAACCUGAUACAUACAAGUAGGAAGGUUUUUCUGUCCCACUGUGGCGCAUCAUACCUCAUUUCUCACUGUUCUUAUGGUGGCGGUCUCCUCACUCACUCACUUUGGUACAAAGCUCUCACUUGUGAAUACGUUUCAACACUUAUAUAUCUAUUUAUUUCUGAGUAUAAUUACUACAAAGACCUGGGCACUUGUCCAAUCUGUCUGCCCAGAUACAUAAAUAAUAUAAAAAAAUUGAUACAUUAAUGCAUAACACAUAGAUGUAGGUGUUGUGAAUUAGUUUUUGAUACUGUUGUUUUGUACAAGAGAUUAUACAGUAGCAGAGUAAUGUAUUCUUGCAUGAGCAAUCAUCUCUGACCAGAUAUUGCUGACACUUGUCCAGGACGUGUGUGUGUUCGGUGCAGGGCGAGUGACAGCCGCUCCCUCGCCCGCGUCUGUCACUUAGAUAACGGUAGACUUUGGAAUUACCAAGCAGAAGCAUAAAUUUCUAGUGCCUCAUCUAGGAUAACCCAGCAUGUACAAAACACACCCUUGUGGCACGCAGCAGGAGGCAAGAGGGAGCCCACCUUCUUCAUUGGACACUUCCCAAAUUGCUGUCCCUGUGCAAUAUUAAUAUUAUUUCCAUUGGAGAGACUGAAAUUAGAUUUGUUUGUAGCCCAUUCAGGAUGUAUCAGUUGUGCCGAAUGCCUUUGUGUGGCGCGGGGCGGCCAUCGCUGCGAUGCCGCCACCGCCGCAGCUGCCACCUGUUGUCAAGAAAACAUUAUUAAAACCAAGGUCUGUUUUCCAAUCGGCGUGUUGUUGUGAAAGAAAACACAAAAAAAAAAAAUGAGAAACUACUAAAUAUUGUAGCAAUGAGAAGCAAUGCUCUUAAUUCUCUUUUAUUUCAUUUCUUUCUAUCUUAUAAUCUUUUUUUUUCUUUUUUUAAUUUUUUCGUCUAGAUUUUAAUACAGCAGUUUAGUUUAAGUUUAAAAUUAAGAUUUGGAACAUUCCAAUUCUAGGGAUUCAAGGGCAUUCUUCACCAGGGUCAAUCGUCCUUCCUGGGGUUCUUCUUGGCAUAAUCCCCAACGUCAUGCAUCAUCAAAGUCACCCCAACGGUUGCUGCUGCACAUUCCGCAUCGCUAACUAUAAUAUUUGCAGCUGAAGUGUUGUAGUACGUACUCCUUAUCUCCUCCUGUUGUACUUUUUCGUUUCCUCGUCUCCUACAAACCUCUGUACAGACUUAUUAUUUUUUUCCCCCUAGAUAUGUAAGUUUCUAGCUGGCUUUUUUCCCCUUAUUGCUACUCAUUGCAAGGUUUUAUUACUAUUUUUCUCUCUCUUUUUAGCUAUGACUAGGUUUAAUUAUUUUCUGUAUUAUACUUGAGGAAAGAUGAAUGUGUAGGGUGUGUAUUUUUCUUCCUGCUCUUCCUCGUCCUCCUCCUUUUCACCCUUGUCUCUGCCGCCGCCACCGCUGCAGCAGCAGCAGCAGCAGCAGCAGCAGCUAUCUGGAACCCUGCAACUUUUGUAUAUUUUUAAGUGACGUGUUUCCUUCCUCGCCUACUUAAUGAAUGAUGUGCACAUGUCUUGUUUAUUACCUAUUGUUACUACUCUUAUUAUUAUAAUUGACAAUUUUAUCACUCUUAAAUCGGAAUACGGCAUGCUCGUCUCUUUUUAAAAUAUACAUAAAAAAUAUUACCUACUAUACCAUACCAGUGAAAAUUUGAAGGUGAUUUUAGCCUGUAACGAAAAAAAACGAUAAUAUUUUUGUACCAAUUGAUAAUCUAUUACAUUUAAAUCUAUUGUAAGAACAGAAAUUCUAUUAGAUGAGUAAAUUUUAACCCACAGACUGACUUAGAUGCGUCAGGAGUCGGUGUACAGAUGUUGAAAUGUCAGAGAGAUUUAUUUUUGGAAACCCUAUUUUGAGCACAAGAGAGAUAUGUUAGGAUGUAUUUAAGUCAGUCUGUGCCUCUCCGAUCCCUGGAGGAGGACCGGGGAGUGUGAGCGGUGAGCCACGGUGACGAGGAUCCCACAUCAGGGCUUACUCAGUGUUGUGAAUAAUACAUGAAUGCUAUUGGUGUCCAUUCAUCGCUCAUACUUCGUGGCCUCUGCUCUUUUCUCCACCAUCAGUGUGAUAUCGACUCACAACUCUUAACUGUAUGAAAGAAAGCGUUCAAUGCCCUCUUUUGUUGGACUUUCGGCCCGUCAGAUCCCCUGUGUUGACUGACUUUUGGCGGCAUUGACUCACUCUAACCUCUGUACCAGAAGAAGCAGCAGCAGCAGCAGCAGCAGCAGCAGCAGAAGCAAAACCAGAAGAGAAAUUGUACAUACUUUCCUUUGUGUCCUGUAAAGAGAUAAACAAGUGUUCUUUGUAUAAAAAAAUCUGUACCUUAAGAUGAAUGAUAUAUGUAUUAUCUCCUCGUGGUGAUACUCCAAGUGCCGAGCCGUCUGUCUGUCGGUCCGAGCUGCUUUGGUCAACUUUUCUUCACACCAGUGCCUAUUGACAUUAUUUUCCCAUUAGAGUGGAGAAUCACCACUUGAAGAUUGAGUUUUAUAUGCGACAGCCCAAGCACGGAGUAGCCGGGAAUGUAGGUCAUCUUAUUAGAUUCUAUAAUUAAUGCUAAUAACUGAGAUGGGAUUAAUAAAGUGUUUUAUUUAGA